Labrus bergylta (ballan wrasse) is the source of this 5031-nucleotide messenger RNA. RefSeq names its product exportin 4 (gene xpo4). The record is from RefSeq and is a predicted model, not a curated record. Lineage: Eukaryota; Metazoa; Chordata; Actinopteri; Labriformes; Labridae. Gene Ontology annotation, biological process: protein export from nucleus. Gene Ontology annotation, molecular function: nuclear export signal receptor activity. Gene Ontology annotation, cellular component: cytoplasm; nuclear pore.
AUGGCGCGUCAUUGGAGAGGGACGAUGAUGGCGGCGGUCGGUGCACCAGAAGUGAUCACACAGCUGGAAAGCGCUGCCAAAGUUUUAAUGGCACCGCCGUCCAUGGUCAGCACAGAACAGAGGCAGCAUGCUGAACACAUAUUCCUCUCCUUCAGGAAAUCAAAAUCCCCCUUCGCCAUCUGCAAGCACAUAUUAGAGACCAGCAAGGUGGACUAUGUGCUGUUCCAGGCAGCCACAGCUGUCAUGGAGGCGGUGGUGCGGGAGUGGAUCCUGUUGGAAAAGACCAGCAUCGAGUCUCUCCGGGCAUUCCUCCUCACCUACGUCUUACAGAGACCUAACCUCCAGAAAUACGUCCGUGAGCAGAUCCUGUUGGCUGUGGCGGUCAUCGUGAAGAGGGGCUCCCUCGACAAAAGCAUCAACUGUAAAAGCGUCUUUCACGAGGUCGGACAGCUCAUCAGCAGCGGGAACCCCAAUGUGCAAACACUGGCCUGCUCCAUCCUCACCGCUCUGCUCAGCGAGUUCUCCAGCUCCAGUAAGACCAGCAGCAUCGGCCUCAGCAUGGAGUUUCACGGCAGCUGCAAGCGUCUGUUUCAGGAGGAUGGCCUGCGUCAGAUCUUCAUGUUGACCAUGGAGGUGCUGCAGGAGUUCAGCCGCAGAGAAAACCUAAACGCCCAGAUGUCAUUGGUCUUUCAGCGUUACCUGGCUCUUGCCAAUCAGGUCCUCUGCUGGAAUUUCCUUCCACCAAAUCUGGGGCGCCACUACAUCGCCAUGUUCGAGGCCACGCAGAACGUCCUGCUCAAGCCCACAGAGACCUGGAGGGAAGCGCUGCUGGACACCCGCGUCAUGGACCUCUUCUUCACUGUGCACAGGAAGAUUCGGGAGGACUCGGACAUGGCACAGGACUCCCUGCAGUGCCUGGCCCAGCUGGCCUCCAUGCAUGGGCCCGUCUUCCCCGACGAGAGCGCCCAGGUCUCGUACCUCGCCCACCUGGUGGAGGGCCUGCUCAGCAUGAUUAACGGGAUUGAGAUCGAGGACUCUGAGGCGGUGGGCAUCUCCAACAUCAUCUCCAAUCUGAUCACCAUGUUCCCUCGAAGUGUCUUAACCGCGCUGCCCAGCGAACUCUUCACCUCCUUCAUUAACUGCCUCACAUUGCUCACCUGCUCGUUCGGACGCAGCGCCGCCCUAGAGGAAGUGCUGGAUAAGGACGAUAUGGUUUACAUGGAGGCCUACGACAAGCUGCUUGAGUCGUGGUUAACGCUGGUCCAAGACGAUGAGCAUUUUCCUCGCGGCUGCUUUGUCCAGCCGGCGAUUCAAGUCUUCAACUCGUAUAUCCAGUGUCACCUGGCAGCUCCUGACGGCACCCGGAACCUGUCAGUAAACGGCAUAUCGUCUCAUGAGGAGGAGGAGAUAAACGAGCUGCAGGAAGACGACAGAGAGUUGUUCUCUGACCAGCUGUCAAGCAUCGGCAUGUUGGGCCGUGUGGCUGCUGACCACUGUAUCCCUCUGCUCACCAGCCUGUUAGAAGAUCGAGUCACUCGACUGCAUGGUCAACUCCAGAGGACCCAGCAGCACCUCAUGGCGAUGUCUGACCCCGGAUCAAUGGACCGCAAAGUCCUGGACGACCUCUAUGAGGACAUCCAUUGGCUCAUUCUGGUCUCAGGGUAUUUACUGGCAGACGACCCUCAGGGAGAGACGCCGCUGAUCCCCUCGGAGGUGAUGGAGUUUUCUAUCAAACACUCGACAGAGGUGGACAUCAACACGACGCUGCAGAUCCUCGGGUCGCCAGGGGAGAAAGCGUCGUCCAUACCAGGCUGCAACCGCACAGAUUCAGUCAUCAGGUUGCUGUCAGCGGUGUUGCGGACGUCAGAGGUCGAGUCCCGAGCGACAAGAGCGAGCCUGACGGAGCUGCUGAGCCCGCAGAUGGGGAAGGACAUCAUGUGGUUCCUCCGGCGCUGGGCGAAGACGUACCUGUUGAUGGACGAGAAGCUCUACGAACAGAUUAGCAUCCCGUUCAGCACGGCGUUCAGCGCAGACACUGAGGGGGCCCAGUGGAUUGUGGGAUAUCUUCUGGAGAAGGUGAUCAACAACCUGUCCGUGUGGAGCUCGGAGGCUGAGCUGGCGAACGACACGGUGGAGCUGCUGGUGACGCUGGUGGAGAGGAGGGAGAGGGCGAACAUUGUGGUUCAGUGUGAGAGCUGGUGGAGCCUGGCGAAGCAGUUUGCCAGCCGCAGCCCGCCCCUCCACCUGCUGUCCAGCCCGGUGCAGAGGACUCUGAUGAAAGCUCUGGUCCUCGGGGGCUUCGCACACAUGGACGCCGACACCAAACAGCAAUACUGGGCUGAGGUGCUCCACCCGCUCCAGCAGCGUUUCCUCAACCUCAUCAACCAGGAGAACUUCGCUCAGAUCAGCCAGCAGGAAGCCGUCAAACGGGAAAUCGUCGCCACGUUAGAGGCGCUGUGCGGCAUCGCUGAGGCGACGCAGAUCGACAACGUGGCCUCGCUCUUCUCCUUUCUGAUGGACUUUCUGUCCAGCUGCAUCGGCCUCAUGGAGGUCUACAGCAACACGCCCGAGACAAUCAACCUCAUCAUUGAGGUUUUUGUGGAAGUCGCACACAAGCAGAUCUGUUACCUGGGAGAGGUGAAGUCCAUGAAGCUGUACGAGGCGUGUCUGACGCUGCUGCAGGUUUACUCCAAAAACAACCAGAGCAGAAAGAGGAGCGACUCCGCAGCCGAGGAGGACCAGUACCAGGACCUGCUGCUCAUCAUGGAGCUGCUCACAAACCUGCUCUCCAAGGAGUUCAUCGACUUCAGCGACACUGACGAGGUGUUUCGAAACCAGGACCAGGGAACGCCGGCGUCUAGUCGGACGGUAUCAGCAGCAGAUGUGGUUCUGUACGGUGUCAACAUCGUUCUUCCUCUCAUGUCUCAGGACCUGCUCAAGUUUCCAUCUCUGUGUAACCAGUACUACAAGCUCAUCACCUUCAUCUGUGAGAUCUUUCCAGAAAAAAUCCCACAGCUGCCUGAAGACCUCUUCAAAAGCCUCAUGUUCUCUCUGGAGCUGGGAAUGACCUCGAUGAGUUCAGAGAUCAGCCAGCUGUGUCUGGAGGCGUUGUCUCCUCUGGCCGAGCAGUGCGCUAAAAACCAGGAGAAGGACACGCCUCUCUUCAUCGCCACUCGUCACUUCCUCAAGCUGGUGUUCGACAUGCUGGUCCUGCAGAAACACAACACUGAGAUGACGGUGGCAGCAGGAGAAGCUCUCUACACACUUGUAUGCCUGCAUCAGGCGGAGUACUCUGAGCUGGUGGAGACUCUGCUCUCGUCACAGAGAGACGCUGUCAUCUACCAGCGGCUGGCCGAUGCCUUCAACAAGCUGACGGCAAGCAGCACGCCGCCCACCAUGGACCGCAAGCAGAAGGUCGCCUUCCUCAAGAGCCUCGAGGAGUUUGUGGCCAAUGUGGGCGGCCUGCUCUGCGUGAAAUAACCACUGGAAACCGACGCCGCCUCAAAUCAUCGUUUUGAAACGCAACCAAUCAAAGACGACCCCCGCUUCAGCCCCCGAGAACUCUCGGUAGAAGAAGAUUGGGCUGGAAGCCUCGGAGGAACUCUUCGUCUAUCUGCCUGCGCUGCGGGGGAAUCAUCUCAUGCCUGAAUGUUUUAUCCUCCUCGGGUUUCUGUUUUUGUUUUUGCCCACCUGUUGGCCCGGCCCUCCAGCAUGAUUGACAGACUUAAAGAUGAUGAUGAUGAUGAUGUGGUUACCAUGGCAAUUGAACUGCAUAGCAGACUGGAUGACUGAAUCAAUGAAGCACUGACCAUCAUGACGAGUAAAGGGGCGGAGCAGCAGCUGAUGUGUGGCAAUGUUUCCUCCACACACACACCCCCACCCCUCUUUGCUGCUGCCCGGUUUACCUGGAGGCUGCCAGAGCACACACACACACACACACACACACACACACACACACACACACACACACAUACAGAGUGAUGUGAGGUUAAACAGGAUUUUUUUUUUUUUUUAAAUCAAAGGAAGUGUGAGAGUUUGAAGGUUUUAGAGUGGCGAUUUGUUUCCUGAAUUGAACACACACAUUUCAUUUUAACAGUUUCCACUCUCACACACACAAACACACACACACUGACACACACACAUUCGCCCCAAAUCCUUCCCAGAGUGCCUUUGUUUUGUUGAUUGUUCAGUGUGUGUGUAUGUGAAACAUGCCAUACAUUAACUGACAACACACAACGACUGUGCCUGUUCUACGCCAAGAAUAAAGUGCAUACACACAAACACAUUACAUUAAAAUGCACACACACACACACACACACACACACACACACACACACACACACACACACACACACACACACACACACACACACACACAUUAAAUUAAAAUGCAGACACACAAGAAACUUCUGGCUGUCUUUGGGGGUUGCUGAUCCGCACAGUGCAGGAGGGCGAUGAUGACAGAAAACCAAAAUCAGAUUGUGUUUCAUUAAAAGGAUGUACAUAUAUAUAAAUAUAAAGUUUUCAAAUCAGAAGCCAAGAGAAAUGAAUGUUCAUAGAAACAGAAGCAACACAACAGAAAUGUUUUUAUAUGCCUGUAGACAGCAGGAAGAGUUUAAUGAGUUCACCAUUGAAUUAAUUCAGAUAAAGAGGAGCAACUUUCUCUGUGUUGACUUUUUCUUUUUCUUGCGGUUUGAUAUUUUUGUUCUUUUUUUGGAUUGUAGUAUUAUGUUGCCCCCCCCCCCCAGGAGAAUCGGGCCUCCUGAAGUUUAGCAGAUUAAUUUCAGUAGUAUUUUUCUACAGCAGCACCUCCACCGUUUCUCUUUUCAACACACACUGGAUUGAAGCAGAGACUGUCGGACAGCAAUAACGAACCAAAUAAAAAAGGAGCAGAGCCACUCGUAGAAGCGUUCUUCUGUUGGAGACAGAUCCACAUUCACAGCACUAUCCUGGUCAUUGUAGAAAGGCUGUUUUGUUAAUGAAGUGUAAAAGUGUACAUAAAGUUAUUGUAUAAAAAGUUCUGGCCUCAGA